Meyerozyma guilliermondii ATCC 6260 is the source of this 468-nucleotide messenger RNA. It is a transcript of the gene UBC15, whose product is annotated as Ubc15p. NCBI's taxonomy places the organism in Eukaryota, Fungi, Ascomycota, Pichiomycetes, Serinales, Debaryomycetaceae. The record is from RefSeq and is a predicted model, not a curated record. The transcript has a single exon. The coding region runs from base 1 to 468 and encodes 155 amino acids.
AUGUCCCAUCCGUACCAUCGCCGAUUACUUAAGGAGCACAAACUGCUCUGUGAAGACCCCAUUCCUGGGGUACAGCUUCUUUCGAAUGAGGAGGACUUGAAACAAUUUUUGUUUGGAAUUCUGGUAGCUGACAAUGACCUUUAUCCCAGUGGUGAUCUUUACAAACUCCUGAUCAUUGUAACCAAAGAUUAUCCUGUUGACUCUCCACUGGUCAAGUUUGUGGUUCAAGACCAAAACGAUGCCAUUCCCAUCCAUCCACAUAUUUAUUCCAAUGGGCACAUUUGCCUUAAUCUUCUUGGCGAAGAUUGGACUCCAGCAUGCCUGAUUGAGUCGAUUUUACUCAGCAUACACUCGAUGCUCGUGCACAAUACAAACAACUCGCGGCCUCCUGACGAUGAGCGGUACAUCAAGAAUGCUCCAAUAGACCCAAAACGGAGCCGGUUUGUUUUCCAUGAUGAUAAUGUAUGA